AUGGACAGAGAACAAGAGGAGAUUCAGUUUCUUGGCUUCUUUGGCAUCUUCAAAGAGUCCUUCAACAUCAUCUCCUCAUGGAGAAAAAUCUUGAGCCAAAUCACUCUCACUAUCAUCCUCCCUCUUUCCAUCAUCUUCUUAGCUCAUAUCGAAAUCUCCAUACUACUCUUUGCCAAAAUCAUCCGCAACGAAGAUUAUUUGAAAUACGAAACGGUGGAGGGUACCUCUAAAUAUGCCAAAGUCUCCGAUACCAUCCACUCCGAGUGGAUGGCCUUUUGGCUCUUCAAAAUCUCCUACUUCAUCUUCUUCCUCAUCCUCUCCCUCCUCUCCACCUCCGCGGUGGUUUACACCAUCGCGUGUGUCUUCACCGCGAAGGAAAUAACUUUCAAGAAGGUGAUGAGUGUGGUUCCGAAGGUUUGGAAGAGACUGAUGGUCACUUUCAUAUGGAACUUCAUCAUAGUUUUCGCUUACAACCUUGUUGCACUAUUUGUGUUGAUAUUAUGGGCGGUCUUAAUUGGACUUGAUACCGGCGUUGGAGUCGCAAUUCUGGUCGUUUUCUUGAUCUUCUACUUCGUGGGUUUUGUCUACAUAAGCGUUGUUUGGCAUUUGGCGAGCGUGGUCACAGUUUUGGAGGAUGUUUAUGGGAUUCAAGCAAUGAUCAAGAGCAAAGGUCUGAUCAAGGGUAAGAUGGUAAUUUCAGUAGCGACCUUCCUUUUGCUCAGUGCGUGUUUUUUGGUGAUACAGUUGGGGUUCGAAUGGUUUGUUGUGAUUGGGUACGGGUAUAAGUUUGUGAUGAGAUUAGGAAUUGGGAUUGUUUGCUUCCUUUUGCUAGCGGUGUUGAUUCUCUUUGGGCUUGUCAUCCAAACAGUGAUCUACUUUGUCUGCAAGUCCUAUCACCAUGAGAACAUCGACAAGUCCUCCUUAGCCGACCAUUUGGAGGUUUAUCUUGGGGAAUAUGUUCCUCUUAAAGCCAAGGAUGUCCAACUUGAGCAUUACAAUGUGUGA
This is a messenger RNA of Cornus florida, 1005 nucleotides long. RefSeq lists its product as uncharacterized. Bases 1 to 1005 code for a protein of 334 amino acids. NCBI's taxonomy places the organism in Eukaryota, Viridiplantae, Streptophyta, Magnoliopsida, Cornales, Cornaceae. The transcript has a single exon. The record is from RefSeq and is a predicted model, not a curated record.